GCGGCCCAGAUGUGGAAGCUCCACCCGCAGAUUGCUUCCACUGGGCCAUGAUUUCCGCACGCCGGAUGACCAAGGAGGGCGUUCCACGUUGCUUUCAGUUGCAGCUUGCGUCGUAGCAAUGCGACGUGCCACGCCGGAGGUUUGGCCCGCUUGGCAAUCGCGGAAUCCCGCAGCGGGCGCCGACUGCUUCUGCGACGAGGCCAACAAGCCAGGGGAGAUGGACACAAUCGACGGAGAGGAAAUCGUUUGGGCCAGCCACGCCGGAAGUAUGGCCAGCUUGGAAAUCGCAGAAUGCUGCGACCUUGCUUAA
Messenger RNA from Symbiodinium natans, 310 nucleotides. The record is from the annotation of a GenBank genome assembly. NCBI's taxonomy places the organism in Eukaryota, Dinophyceae, Suessiales, Symbiodiniaceae.